Molecule: messenger RNA, 963 nt
Organism: Scedosporium apiospermum
Lineage: Eukaryota; Fungi; Ascomycota; Sordariomycetes; Microascales; Microascaceae
Exons: 2
Coding region: 1-963 (320 amino acids)
Source: RefSeq, a predicted model, not a curated record
AUGAACCCACGGCCUCUCAUCCGCCUCAGACCCUCCCCGCGGUCUCGCAGCCUCCUCCAACCAUCUACAUACGCCUCCUUCCACACAACGACGCAUCGUAGCCAACCACGGCAACCACCCUCCUCAUCCUCGACCCGGACGUUUCCCACCGUAGAAGAAUGUCCCGCCCCGACGUGUGAGUGCUCGCCCGCGCCAGAUCUAGAAAUCGACCGCAAGAGUAAGCUGGCGGGGGUUUUUGUCCCUUACGUUGAGCAGGUCCUCCCCUACCACAACAUCACCUUCCUAGCCUCCUCAUUCCCCUCAUCCCCCGGCCCUAAUCCAUCAGCUUACCUCCUCCCUUCCUUCACUUACAUCCCCUCCAUCGCCCCCUCUCCAACUUCUCUCACACACCUCUCCAAAUCCCUCCUCCUCCCCGAAACCCUCCACCCAAUCCACGCCUCCCUCCCUCCCGAGUCUCGCGCCCAUCUAACGCGCGACCCUUCCCUUGGAGGCACGGUCCCUUCUGUCCCCGUUAGCGAUGUCAUGAUUCUCAUCUGCGGUCACGGCUCACGCGAUCUACGCUGCGGCGUUAUGGGGCCUCUCCUUCGUGAGGAAUUCCGGCGGGUGCUCUCCCGCGAGGACGGCAUUUCUCUCGUGGAAGAUGAUCAUCCCCCUUCUGAACCGGCAGAGGCGGCAAAGGGGGAUAGUGCGCGCAUGACGGCGAGGGUAGGCCUAAUCUCUCACAUCGGAGGCCACAAGUUCGCCGGAAACGUCAUCGUCUACGUCCCCCCCGGUGCGACGAUCGAAGACGAGGUUGUGGGCUCAAGGAGGAAACAUCCGCUUGCUGGGUGCGGGGUGUGGUAUGGGAGGGUAGGACCGGAGAAUGUGGAGGGAAUCGUGAGGGAGACGGUGAAAGGGGGGAAUGUGAUUUUGGAGCAUUUUCGCGGUGGGUUGGAUGCUGAGAGGAGGAUUUUGAGGGUGUGA